AUGGCUGCACCGACUCCCGAUGAGCAGGCCAAAGAGCUUGGAGAGUCACAACCACCCGAGGAAAAUCAGCAUACCAGUCCACCUACCCUGGUGGUCGAAGAUGGCAUCCGGGGACUCUUCCAAGUCAUUGGCGUCUUCUGUAUCAUUUUCAAUAUCUGGGGAGCCAACUUCGCGUUCGGAUCCUUUCAAAGUUUCUACACUUUGACAUAUCUUCCAUCCUCAUCGGCAUCCGCGAUUUCAUGGAUUGGCACUGUCCAGGCAUGGCUUUUGAUCGUCGGGGGCUUGUUUUCGGGACCCCUCCUGGACCUUGGCUACUACCCAACGGCUCUUUUGGUUGGCAGUAUCUUGUCCGUGCUUGGGUUCAUGAUGCUCAGCUUGUCCAGGGAGUACUACUCGAUCUUCCUCAGCCAAGGCAUAUGCAUGGGUGCUGGCUUUGGCCUCCUAUACAUUCCCAGUAUUGCCCUGGUGAGCCGAUCUUUUGCUCGAAAGCGCGCUUUGGCUUUGGGGAUUGCCACCAGUGGUGCGCCUGCAGGGGGCAUCAUCUACACCAUCAUGUUUAACCAGCUCAUUUCAAACCUGGGGUUUGGAUGGACGGUCCGGGUGAUGGGCUUUCUGAUGCUCGCACUUUUCAUCAUUGCCGCUGGUCUGUUGCUGUGGCAUGGAGACAACACAAAAAGGAUACAGGGCAAUCGACCAAGGAGGCUCAUCGAUUUCAGAGCUAUCAAAGAUCUUCCAUUCUGGAGCUUUACGGCGGCGAAUUUCUUCCUUUAUCUUGGCUAUAUCACGCCAUAUUACUACAUCCCGACCUAUGCUCAGACGAAACUCGGUACAUCCCGCUCGCUCGCCUCUUACAUCCUGAUUAUAGCGCAGGGGGCUUCAAUCAUUGGUCGAGUCGGUACCACCGUCUUUGCGCAUUACUACGGCUCGAUGAUAUCUUGGGUCGUCUGUGGCAUGAUAUCGGGCAUCUUGUGUCUCUGCUGGAUCAGCGCGGACAGCCUGGCGCGGUUCAUCGCGUUCGCGGCAUUUUACGGCAAGGAAACUCCUAGUGGGAUUUCUGGUGCUCUGAUUCCCCUGCCCCCGAGUGUCUUCCCCCAUGUUUGCCCUGAUCCCCAGACGAUUGGCACGUGGCUGGGCAUGGCACAGAGCUUCAGCAGCUUUGCGUCUCUUAUUGGACCGCCUAUUGCAGGUGCCCUCGCCUCAAUUGGCUCCGAAGGUAGUUCCGACUUGAAUUUUCUCAGCAUUCAGCUCUUUAGCGGAAUUGUGAUGGCUUUUGGUGCCUGCGAGCUACUCCUCUUGUGGUAUCUACUCUACCGUCUAAGAGACAAGAAGGGUCUGUUUUAG
Molecule: messenger RNA, 1341 nt
Organism: Penicillium argentinense
Lineage: Eukaryota; Fungi; Ascomycota; Eurotiomycetes; Eurotiales; Aspergillaceae
Exons: 3
Coding region: 1-1341 (446 amino acids)
Biological process (GO): transmembrane transport
Cellular component (GO): fungal-type vacuole membrane
Molecular function (GO): transmembrane transporter activity
Source: RefSeq, a predicted model, not a curated record